GCCCGACGGCGAGUCAUGUUCGGGUUACAUCCGGUGGCGCCGCCGGAGCGGCGCCGAUGAGCCACUUCACCGGGAUCGCCUGAUGCAGGUGCCUCUCGUCCAUUCGUCGGAAUUCGCACAGCAACCCGCGGUGGGUCCUGAUUGGAGGAGUUCGAACUGAUGACAACUGCAGCGACUCCUGGGAAAAGCCCGAACCAUGUGAUGCCGGAGAGAAGACGACGACGACAGCGACCAGAGGCGUCCUCCCGUCACUCGCCGCACGCUUUGGUCUCGAGGUGGUGUUUGGGCCAGGAAUCCACCUAGCCCAUCUACGAGUACGUCCGUGGCGGUUCAGUGGUCAUCCGUUGCGAUGUCGGAGCCCAAAAUAUCUCCGAGUGAUCCGCUGAAGCUUUGGUACAGCAUAAAAGGCGAUGUCAGGACAGCAAAGAGUGUUGCCUUGGAGUCACUGACACUGCAGUCUGUCGACCAUUCUGUUUAUGUCAUGUUGCAGAUGAACUGCGACUUCAUCAAAAAGUUCGAGUUUCUGAACAUUUCAGAAAUAAUAGUCACAAAUCUGCGAAAUGGCAUGAGCCUGAUGGAGAUCUCUGAUUGCUUGAGAAUUCUUGCAAAGUAUGCCAAAGAGAUGUUGAAGCCUACAAAAGAACGGUACAAGCACUGGAAUAAGAUCCCCUUUAUGAAAGCAGGUGCCCCACAGAAAUGGACCAGGAUGGAUGGCACAAAGACAAUUCUCAAACAGCUUGGCUAUACACAGGAGACAUCAAAAGGCUACAUUUUUCCACUGCAUUCAUUUGGGCCACCCUUGAAUGUGAUCAAGAGCCUUUCAUUGGAACUGGCCCUGGCUGCUGCGGAGCUGUCAGUCUUUUACAACAACCACCAUCCCCACCCAGAGUAUAUACGUAACAUUAUGUGUCCUGGCGGGUCCCUUCUGCCUUCGGCUUCAACCACUGAGCGCAGAGAGUUCAACGUUAUGGACCUUCUUGCAGAAGUUGGAAAUUCGGCCAACCUGAGGGACCUGACUCAAGCACCCAUUCCUGCACAGAACCUGAUGAGCCCAUCACCACACAAAGGCCGUGGCAGGCCCCCUGCAGUGACGCGGGCAUCAGAGGUGGUGGCUAACUGUGCUGCAGCAUGCAACUGCCAUGCCUACUAUGACAGCUACAAUGCCCAGCCGCAGCAGUUGCCGGCACACCAGCAACCACUGCACCUGCAGACUCCUGGCCAUCUUCAGCCAGCCCACCAGCAGCAGCAGGAGCUGCAGCGACACCAGCAAGAGAUUCAGCGACACCAGCAGGAGCUACAGCAACAGGAAAUGCAGCAGCAGCAGCAGCAGCAGCAGCAGCAACAACAGCAACAGCAGCAGCAGCAACAGCAACAGCAGCAGCAACAACAACAACAACAGCAGCAGCAGCAACAACAGCAGCAGCAGCAGCAGCAGCAACAGCAGCAACAGCAGCAGCAGCAGCAGCAGGCAGACCAGCAGGCCCAACAGCAAUCGCAGCAACAGCAGCAGCCACAGCAACAGGCACAACAGCAGCAAGCACCUCAGCAGCCUCAGCAAGACAUUCAGCAACAACAACAACAACAGCAGCAGCAGCAGCAGCAGCAACAACAGCAGCAACAGCAGCAGCAACAACAGCAGCAACAACCUCCCCCACCACCACGGGAGUCCCAGCCAUGAGGGGAUGCAAGGAAGGUGCCAUUGAUUUAUGCACCUCCUUUUAUUUCUUUUCUUCAGUUUUACUGUUUCUAGCGGGGGGCAAGUUGUCUCUAAUCAUUGUCUAUCUCGGAAAACAUAUUUAGAAUUUUUUUUAUUCUUCUAGUGAAGGCAUGCUAGAUGCUAAAUGCUGUCAAAAGGUAAAGCAUUGAGGACCUUGCCUUCAUGCUAAUAAAAGUUUAGGUUUACAAUCUGCUUGUUAUUUUUCUAAGGGGUUGAUUGCUGCAACUUUUGCUUUUCCUUGGAGGAUUAUCUUUUUUUUGGAUACCUUCUGUUAACGGUAACAAACGGCAUUCGUUUUCUACACUGAGAUUGCUACAACGAAUUUACUUUCUUCUUUUAUAUGUUGUGUUUUCUGAGAUUGAUACUUUCCUUUUUUUUUACAUUUUAUUUUUACUAAUUGGGGGUGCCGGUUCAUAAUCAUUCACUAAGCCAGGGCCUGACAUAUCCUUUGUUUUUUCUGUUGGAAGAUACCUUUAUGGCAGGCCUAAACAAAACUGACUUGUAUGGUCCAUUGUUUGAAUGUUAUUUCAUUUGCAAGUAAAGCAAGCUACUUAAGGCCACUUUGUCCCUAUUCUGCUAUCCAGCAGUCUAGCAUUAAUGGAAGUUGUUUAUCUAG
This is a messenger RNA of Dermacentor albipictus, 2333 nucleotides long. Its product is annotated as alpha-protein kinase 1-like. NCBI's taxonomy places the organism in Eukaryota, Metazoa, Arthropoda, Arachnida, Ixodida, Ixodidae. Gene Ontology annotation, molecular function: K63-linked polyubiquitin modification-dependent protein binding; linear polyubiquitin binding; ubiquitin protein ligase activity. Gene Ontology annotation, biological process: protein linear polyubiquitination. Gene Ontology annotation, cellular component: LUBAC complex. The record is from RefSeq and is a predicted model, not a curated record.